AUGCCGUCCUCGUCUAAGGGCGUCCCGUCAAAGCGGGGGAUCUCGGAGUCCAAGGCGUGGGAGGCGCUCCAGAUGCACGUCAACGACAUCGAGCGCACGCACCUGAAGGACCUCCUGAACGACGAGGCCCGCGUGGAGUCGCUGAUCAAGGAGAAGGAGGGCGUGUACUGCGACUUCUCCCGCCAGCGCGUCACCGAGCAGACCAUCGACCUACUGAUGAACCUCGCCGAGGAGGCGGGUCUGAAGGAGAAGAUCGACAACAUGUUCAACGGCGAGCACAUCAACGCGACGGAGGACCGGUCGGUGCUGCACGUGGCCACGCGGGCGGCGCGCGACGACAAGAUUCUGUCGGACGGCAAGGACGUGGUGCCGGAGGUGUGGGAGGUGCUCGACAAGAUCAAGGCGUUCUCGGAGAAGGUCCGGAGCGGCGAGUGGAAGGGCGCGACGGGCAAGGAGCUGAAGAACGUGGUGGCGAUUGGCAUCGGGGGGUCGUACCUGGGCCCGCUGUUCGUGCACACGGCGCUGCGGACGGAGCAGGAGACGGCGGAGGCGGCCAAGGGCCGGCAGCUGCGGUUCCUCGCGAACGUGGACCCGGUGGACGUGGCGCGUGCGCUGAACGGGCUGGACGCGGAGGAGACGCUGGUGGUGGUGAUCAGCAAGACGUUCACGACGGCGGAGACGAUGCUGAACGCGCGCACGGUGCGGCAGUGGCUCAUCAGCGAGCUCGACGGCGCGGGCGUGGAGGCCAAGGAGGCGGUCGCGCGGCACAUGGUGGCCGUGAGCACCAACCUCAAGCUGGUCAAGGAGUUCGGGAUCGACCCGGAGAACGCGUUCGGGUUCUGGGACUGGGUCGGGGGGCGGUACAGCGUGUGCUCGGCGGUGGGCAUCGUGCCGCUCGCGCUGCAGUACGGGUUCGACCACGCCGAGCAGUUCCUGGCGGGCGCGCGCUCGAUCGACAAGCACUUCCGGUCGGCGCCGUUCCGGGAGAACCUGCCCGUGCUGCUCGGGCUCUUCUCGAUCUGGAACGUGUCGUUCCUCGGGUACCCCGCGCGCGCGAUCCUGCCCUACUGCCAGGCGCUGGGCAAGCUGCCCGCGCACAUCCAGCAGGUGUCGAUGGAGAGCAACGGGAAGGGCGUGGACAUCGACGGCAAGCGCCUGCCGUACGACUCGGGCGAGAUCGACUUCGGCGAGCCCGGCACGAACGGCCAGCACUCGUUCUACCAGCUCGUGCACCAGGGCCGCGUGGUGCCCGCGGACUUCAUCGGGACGGUCAAGUCGCAGUGCAGCGUGUACCUCAAGGGCGAGAUCGUGUCCAACCACGACGAGCUCAUGUGCAACUUCUUCGCGCAGGCCGACGCGCUCGCGUACGGCAAGAGCGCCGCCGAGCUGCGCGCGGAGGGCAUCCCGGACUUCCUCAUCCCGCACCGCACCUUCACGGGGAACCGGCCGUCGCUGAGCAUCCUCGUCCCCGAGCUCAACGCGUACACCGUCGGGCAGAUCCUCGCGCUGUACGAGCACCGCGUCGCCGUGCAGGGCUUCAUCUGGAACGUGAACUCGUUCGACCAGUGGGGCGUCGAGCUGGGGAAGAAGCUGGCGUCCAACGUGCGCACGAGCAUCAACAAGUGCCGCACGGCCAACAAGAAGAUCCGCCCGCAGGACGGGUACAACGUGUCGACCAUGAAGAUGAUCAACAAGUACCUCGAGGGCAAGGCCACGCUGCUGUACCCGGAGCCGCGCGACGUGUUCCCCAAGGGCAUGAUCCACGAACACGAGCCGCCCGCGGAACCGCCCGUGUAG
This is a messenger RNA of Pedinophyceae sp. YPF-701, 1797 nucleotides long. The record is from the annotation of a GenBank genome assembly. Lineage: Eukaryota; Viridiplantae; Chlorophyta; Pedinophyceae.